Molecule: messenger RNA, 6495 nt
Organism: Clavispora lusitaniae ATCC 42720
Lineage: Eukaryota; Fungi; Ascomycota; Pichiomycetes; Serinales; Metschnikowiaceae
Source: RefSeq, a predicted model, not a curated record
AUGUUGCGCGGUUUUUUCACGCUUCUAAUCUUUGUAGCCUUCACGGCUGCUACCGCUGUGAUCAACGCUUGCCCUAACCAAAAGUUCACUUUCCAUGCUCAAGUCGUGAACUUUCCACAAGCUACUAUCACCGUCACUGAUCCAUCUGACAAUGGCGACGGUACUUGGGAUGUGACAAUCAACUUCAACGCUGAUGCUACCAUGUCGUUGAAGUCGUUGUCCGAGUUGAAGAUCUUGAGUUUGUCCAAGACUUACUUCUUGUACUCUUACAACCUCAAGGUUGACAACAUCAACAACCCAGGCUCCUGGUCUCAGAGAGUGACUGUUACCCCAAGAUCUGUUGGCGAUUAUAAAACUUGUAUGCCACAAUUCACCAUCCAGUACGAUUGGUGUAGUGCUGGUGUUACUGACUGGAGCGAAUGUCAGAACUGGAAAUAUCAAGGUUCUUACGACUACAUCACUGGAUGUGACAACUUUGACCAAAGCACUGGAUUUUCACAAAAGGAUGCUCCAGACUACUGCUGGGAUGCCACCCUUCCACAAUCUUCUUCUGCAGUCAUUUCCUCUGCUGCUCCAUCAUCUAGUGCUCCAGUGGUUCCAAGUGCUCCUGCUACCCCUAAUACUCCAUCCAGUCCAAGUGACCCAAAUACCAUCAACGCUUGUCCAAACCAAAAGUUCACUUUCCAUGCUCAAGUGGUGAACUUCCCACAAGCUACUAUUACCGUCACUGAUCCAUCUGACAACGGCGACGGUACUUGGGAUGUGACAAUCAACUUUAAUGCUGUGGCUACCAUGUCUUUGAAGUCGUUGUCCGAAUUGAAGAUCUUGAGUUUGUCCAAGACUUACUUCUUGUACUCUUACAACCUCAAGGUUGACAACAUCAACAACCCAGGCUCCUGGUCUCAGAGAGUGACUGUUACCCCAAGAUCUGUUGGUAACUAUAAGACUUGUAUGCCACAAUUCACCAUCCAGUUCGAUUGGUGUAGUGCUGGUGUUACUGACCAGAGUGAAUGUCAGAACUGGAAGUAUCAAGGUUCUUACGACUACAUCACUGGAUGUGACAACUUUGACCAAAGCACUGGAUUUUCGCAAAAGGAUGCUCCAGACUACUGUUGGGAUGUUAAUGUACCAUCAUCAUCUUCAGCAAUUGUCUCCUCUUCUGCAGCUCCAAGCUCUUCUAGUGUUCCAGCUGCUCCAAGCUCUUCCAGUGUUCCAGUUGCUCCACAAUCUUCCAGUGCUCCAGCCGUUCCAUCUGCUCCUGCUACCCCAAAUACGCCAACUGACCCAGACACCAUCAACGCUUGUCCAAACCAAAAGUUUACUUUCCAUGCUCAAGUGGUCAACUUCCCACAAGCUACUAUCACCGUCACUGAUCCAUCUGACAACGGCGACGGUACUUGGGAUGUGACAAUCAACUUUAAUGCUGUGGCUACCAUGUCUUUGAAGUCGUUGUCCGAAUUGAAGAUCUUGAGUUUGUCCAAGACUUACUUCUUGUACUCUUACAACCUCAAGGUUGACAACAUCAACAACCCAGGCUCCUGGUCUCAGAGAGUGACUGUUACCCCAAGAUCUGUUGGUAACUAUAAGACUUGUAUGCCACAAUUCACCAUCCAGUACGAUUGGUGUAGUGCUGGUGUUACUGAUUGGAGUGAAUGUCAGAACUGGAAAUAUCAAGGUUCUUACGACUACAUCACUGGAUGUGACAACUUUGACCAAAGCACUGGAUUCUCACAAAAAGAUGCUCCAGAUUACUGUUGGAACGAGCCAAAGUCUUCUAGCUCUCAGUCCUCAGCGACUUACUUGACACCACAUAACUUCGACGUGACUUCCGGAGACUUUUCUGUUCCAGCUUCUUCCAGCGUGGUUUCUUCUCAGGCUUCCUCAAGCGUGGUUUCUUCUCAGGCAUCCUCGAGCGUGGUUUCUUCCAGCAGUUCGGAAGUCACCUCUGAAACCCCAAAUGACCCUCAAAAUAGACCACCACCACGUACUGUGGGCCCUGAAGUCAGCACAGUGACAUUUUCUUCUGACAGUGCAUCGUCAGCAAUUUCAUCUAGAACUGCACGUCUUUCUUCCUCAGCUGCUUCUUCUGGUUUGUCCUCUUCUGAGGUCUCAUCUUCUGAGGUCUCUUCGACAUUACCAUCAUCUGAUGCUUCCUCAACUGAGGCAAGUUCUGUGGUCUCUUCUGAUGCAUCGUCUGCGAUAACUUCUGAGUUCCACCCACACACGCUUGCACCAAAGUUUUCGUUGGUUUCCUCUUACGACUUUCCUCCACUGAGUGACUCUAUUUCUACGGAGUCGUCGUCUCAAGAGUCUUCUGUUGUAUCCUCUACUGAUGGAUCUUCAGUUGUGUCUUCCACCGAAGUUUCAAGUAAAGCCUCUUCUACUGAUGGGUCUUCAGCUAUUUCCUCUACUGAAGAAUCUUCCAAGGUCUCAUCUACUGACGUCUCUUCUUCCACUGAGGAAUCAUCCGUCGUUUCCUCUACUGAAGCUUCUUCUAAGGUUUCUUCCACUGAGGGAUCAUCCGUUGUAUCCUCUACCGAAGUCUCUUCUAAGGCCUCCUCCAAGAUCUCUUCCAGAGCUUCUUCCACUGAAGGAUCUUCUAAGGUCUCCUCUACUGAAGUUUCUUCCAAGGUUUCCUCUGCUGAAGUCUCGUCUACUGAAGUUUCUUCCAAGGUCUCGUCUACUGAAGGAUCAUCAGCUGUUUCCUCCACUGAAGGAUCAUCUGUCGUUUCUUCGGAUGUUUCUUCUAAGGUCUCGUCUACCGAGGUCUCGUCAAGGGCUUCUUCUAAGGUUUCGUCUAAGGUAUCUUCCACUGAAGAAUCUUCUAAGGUCUCCUCUACUGAAGUGUCUUCUAAGGUUUCUUCUACUGACGGUUCUUCUGUCGUGUCCUCCACCGAAGUUUCUUCUAAGGACUCCUCUUCAACAACCUCUGAGUUCCACCCACAUACACUUGCGCCCAAGUUUUCGUUGAUUUCCUCUUACGACUUUCCUCCACUGAGUGACUCCAUUUCUACAGAGUCGUCAUCUCAAGAAUCUUCAGUUGUAUCUUCUACUGAUGGAUCCUCAGUUGUAUCUUCCACUCACGGAUCUUCAAUUGUGUCGUCCACUGAAGUUUCUUCUAAGGUUUCUUCUACUGAGGGCUCGUCCGUCGUUUCCUCUACUGAAGCUUCUUCUAAGGUUUCUUCUACUGAAGUCUCUUCUAAGGCCUCCUCCAAGACCUCUUCUAGAGUUUCUUCUACUGAGGGAUCAUCCGUUGUGUCCUCUACCGAAGUUUCUUCUACGGCCUCCUCCUCAACAACCUCUGAGUUCCACCCACAUACACUUGCGCCCAAGUUUUCGUUGAUUUCCUCUUACGACUUUCCUCCACUGAGUGACUCCAUUUCUACAGAGUCGUCAUCUCAAGAAUCUUCUGUUGUAUCCUCUACUGAAGGAUCUUCUAAGGUCUCUUCGAAGGUUUCAUCCACUGACGGCUCAUCUGUUGUGUCCUCUACUGAAGGAUCUUCUAAGGUCUCUUCUACUGAGGCUUCUUCUAAGGCUUCUUCUACUGAAGGAUCUUCUAAGGUCUCUUCUACUGAGGCUUCUUCUAAGGCUUCUUCUACUGAAGGAUCUUCUAAGGUCUCUUCUACUGAGGCUUCUUCUAAGGUUUCGUCUACCAAGGCUUCUUCUAAGGUUUCCUCGUCUAAGGUUUCCUCUACCGAGGCUUCUGUUGUUUCUUCCACUGAGGGAUCUUCUAAGGUCUCUUCUACUGAAAGAUCUUCUAAAGUUUCUUCUACUGAUGCGUCUUCUGUCGUUUCUUCUACUGAUGGGUCUUCCGUGGUGGUAUCCUCUACUGAAACAUCGUCUGUGGCUUAUCCUACUGAUUCUUCGUCUGUUGUUUCAUCCACUGAAGCUUCUGCAACUACAUCGGAAUUCCACCCACAUACAAUUGCUCCAAAGUUCUCUUUGAUUACCUCCGAUGAGGUGUCUUCUACUGACGGAUCUUCUGUUGUUUCUUCUACUGAAGGAUCUUCUAAGGUCUCUUCUACUGAAGGAUCUUCUAAGGCUUCUUCUACUGAAGGAUCUUCUAAGGUCUCUUCUACUGAGGGAUCUUCUAAGGCUUCUUCUACUGAAGGAUCUUCUGUUGUUUCUUCUACUGAAGGAUCUUCUAAGGUCUCUUCUACUGAGGCUUCUUCUAAGGUUUCGUCUACUAAGGUUUCCUCUACCGAGGCUUCUGUUGUUUCUUCUACUGAAGGAUCUUCCAAGGUUUCCUCUACCGAGGCUUCUGUUGUUUCUUCUACUGAGGCUUCUUCUGUUGUUUCUUCUACCGAGGCUUCUUCCGUUGCUUCUUCUACUGAAGGAUCUUCUGUUGUUUCUUCUACUGAGGGAUCUUCUGUUGUUUCUUCUACUGAGGCUUCUUCCGUUGCUUCUUCUACUGAAGGAUCUUCUGUUGUUUCUUCUACUGAAGGAUCUUCUGUUGUUUCUUCUACUGAGGCUUCUUCUGUUGUUUCCUCUACUGAAGGAUCUUCUGUUGUUUCUUCUACUGAGGGAUCUUCUAAGGUUUCUUCUACUGAGGCUUCUUCCGUUGCUUCUUCUACUGAAGGAUCUUCUGUUGUUUCUUCUACUGAGGCUUCUUCCGUUGUUUCUUCUACUGAUGACUCUUCUAUUGUUUCGUCUACUGAAACUACAUCGACUUGGCCACAUACGAUUGCUCCAAAGUUUUCAUUGGUCACUUCUAGUGAACCUUCAACUGAACAGUCUUCUGUAGCCUCAUCCACAGAGACUUCUAACUCCUUCACUACCACCUUCCCAGUUGAUCCAAGAAUCCUCAUAGAGUCGAGUACCAGUAGUACUAUCUUCUCUUCAUCAGAAACACCAAUUUCUUCGUUUGCUCGUUAUACCAAUCUGAGUAUUGUUGUUUCUACUCCUCAGCCAUCUGAGCCGGCAUUCAGCUUGCCACCACCGGGACAACCCGUUGUACCAGCAUUUUCUUCUGGAUCUUCAUUUGAUGCUUCUUCUAGCACAAAUGUUGAUUCCUCAUCUGCAUCUCCUUCUGGAUCUUUCUCCACUGAUUCUUCUUCUGGAUCUUUGUUUGUUUCAUCUUCGGACUUGACUUCUUCAUCUACUUUCUCAUCUGCAUCUUCAACUAUUGCAUCUUCAGGACUGUCUCCUUCUCCAUCUGUUCCAGGCUAUUCUUCGACUGAUGGAUCUUCUUCUGGUGUUCCAUCUGGAUCUAUCCCAGCUGUUCCUUUUGGUGCUUCUUCGACUGACGGAUCGUCCUAUAGUGUCCCAUCUGGAUCAUCUCCAGCUGUUCCAUCCGGAUCUUCUUCGACUGACGGAUCGUCCUAUAGUGUCCCAUCUGGAUCAUCUCCAGCUGUUCCAUCCGGAUCUUCUUCGACUGACGGAUUUUCUUCUGUUGCCUCCGAGUCUUCGCCAGCUGAUCCUACUGGAUCUCAGUACGCAACAACUUCAGUACCAUCUGCUAGUGUCACUUCUGAUGUGUCUACGUCUGGUUUCACUUCCGAGCAACCUACUCCAUCUGCGCCAGGUACCACCACACUUACCAUCACGUCUUGUGACAAGUCUACUUGUACUACUUCUUACAAGACUACGGGUAUUACUGUGCGUACCACUACAAUCGGCUCAUUGGUUACCAAGUUCACUACUUAUUGUCCAUUGACUGGUGUCUCCUCCACUCCUUCGCCUUCUGAAGGUGUGCAGACUCCUACUACCGGAAGUCCAGAUGUUCCAUCUCCAUCUACUACGACUAUCACCGAAACUACUUGUGAUGAGACAUCCUGUACUACAUCCUACAAGACUACCGGUGUGACUGUCAUUACGACAACUGUUGGGUCAAUUGUCACUAAGUAUACCACUUACUGUCCAUUGACAGGCACUUCUCCUUCUGAGCCAUUGAACGGUGUCAGCACUGGAGUUCCACAUGUUCCAGCUCCUUCAACCACAACAAUUACUGAAGUUUCGUGCGAUGACACUACUUGUGCUACUGCCUACAAGACUACUGGCUUGACAGUUGUUACUACGACUAUCGGUUCAGUUGUCACUGAGUACACCACUUACUGUCCAUUGUCGGGAACUCAUUCUGAGGUGGUUGAAACUGUCAGCACUAUAGCUCCAACUGCAUCUGCUCCAUCAACAACCACAAUCACGGAAACGUCUUGUGACGAGAGCUCUUGCACUACUGCUUACAAGACCACCGGUGUUACAGUGAUUACUACCACCAUUAAUGAGAUGGUUACAGAGUACACUACUUAUUGCCCAUUGUCUGGACAAUCCACUGCGACUACACCAGUCGGAGAAACCUCUACUACCCCUGCUGGACUGAAGGAGACCACAAUCAGCUCGGUCUACCAUAGCGGACUGCCUGUUUCAACGGAGAGCGGCGUUGUUUCAUCGCCAUCUUCUAGUCCUUUAAUCACCAUUGCCUCCACUAGCGGAGGCGCUUCUAAUGUGCGUCUUUCUGUCGCCAGUCUUUUGGUUCUUUUGCCCCUCUUCAUCUAA